This is a messenger RNA of Ziziphus jujuba (common jujube), 654 nucleotides long. Its product is annotated as transcription factor bHLH131. The record is from RefSeq and is a predicted model, not a curated record. NCBI's taxonomy places the organism in Eukaryota, Viridiplantae, Streptophyta, Magnoliopsida, Rosales, Rhamnaceae. Gene Ontology annotation, biological process: regulation of DNA-templated transcription. Gene Ontology annotation, molecular function: DNA-binding transcription factor activity; protein dimerization activity. The transcript has 2 exons.
AUGAAGUUGGGUUGCAGAGGAGGAGUAAUCUCUAGUGCUGCCCACACCAUCUUCAACUUCACAAACUCUCUGCACAGCAAGCCUAAUUCUAAGGCCCAGGCAAAACUAGUUGCUGCUAAGAAACACAGUGAGACCGAGAAAAGAUGAAGAGCUCGAAUCAAUGCCCAAUACGUCACUCUUCGAACCAUUCUCCCCAACUUGAUUAAAAUGGACAAGGCAUCGGUGAUUGGAGAAACCAUUAGUCGGGUGAAGAAGCUGAAGAAGGCGGCGGCGAAAGUGGAAGCAGCAUGUCAUAGCGGUGGAAGAGAGGAUGACGAGUGUGUUGUCCCCAGUGGGGCUGACGGGUUGAGUUUGGAAUACUGUGAAUUCGGAAGAGGGUUGGUGAUGAAGGCCAUGUUGAGCUGCGAGGACAGGGCGGGGCUGAUGACAGAAGUGACGAGGGCAGUGAGGUCGGUAAAAGGGAAGGUUGUGAGGGCUGAUAUGGUCACUGUGGGUGGGCGGAUCAAGAUUUUGAUGUGGCUGAAAGGGUUGGGUUGUAGUGGUAAAAAUGAAGAGUUGGUGGUGCUGAGGAGAGCUUUGAAGGUGACCAUGGAGAGACCUGUUUAUGGUAAUGUUAAUAGAAGGGUCCGUUUUCUUCAAAGGGACUACUUCUGA